AUGGAUUGUUGCAUGUACUUUACCUCGUCAGCUCGGCCGACAAUUCGUUGCACCCGGCCGGGCCGAGGUGCACUUGCAUCUACUCAAAUGCUUCUGCAGCAAUCGCUCCGGUCGUUUAACGCCUUUCUACGCCAUCCCCAGCCAUCUUCCUUGCGCGUAAUGUCCAGGACAGCUUCAGGCAAGUUUCUGAUUUACACCUAUGCCCCGGACCGAACAGAGGAGGGUACUUUUGAGAGGCGCAUGUCGGUCCGGCCUCAACAUAUCGAAGGUCUGAAAGCCAACGUCGCAAAUGGCUCGAUUCGUGUCGCUGGCGCGUUGUUGACGCCUGAAUCCCUGCACGCAGCUCAAGAAGACAAGAGAAUGAUAGGUUCUACUUUCAUUUGGGAGGCUGAAAGUCUGGAAGAGGUACGGGAGAAACUUUCGAAGGAUCCAUACUGGACAAACGCUGUUUGGGACAAAGAGAAGAUUGUUGUUACACCAAUUGCAGCCGCUACACCUAUCCCAUAA
Messenger RNA from Marasmius oreades (fairy-ring Marasmius), 507 nucleotides. RefSeq lists its product as uncharacterized. The record is from RefSeq and is a predicted model, not a curated record. The transcript has 4 exons. NCBI's taxonomy places the organism in Eukaryota, Fungi, Basidiomycota, Agaricomycetes, Agaricales, Marasmiaceae. The coding region runs from base 1 to 507 and encodes 168 amino acids.